Messenger RNA from Gloeophyllum trabeum ATCC 11539, 1707 nucleotides. RefSeq lists its product as uncharacterized. The record is from RefSeq and is a predicted model, not a curated record. The transcript has 8 exons. Gene Ontology annotation, molecular function: NAD binding; malate dehydrogenase (decarboxylating) (NAD+) activity. The coding region runs from base 1 to 1707 and encodes 568 amino acids. NCBI's taxonomy places the organism in Eukaryota, Fungi, Basidiomycota, Agaricomycetes, Gloeophyllales, Gloeophyllaceae. Gene Ontology annotation, cellular component: mitochondrion. Gene Ontology annotation, biological process: malate metabolic process; pyruvate metabolic process.
AUGGCGUCUACGGCAGCCAAAGCCCAGCAAGUCUUUCGCGUCCGGCUACGAGGGGAGGCCAUUUUGAACAACCCUCGAUGGAAUAAGGGGACUGCGUUCACUAUGGAGGAACGCAAGGCGUUCGGACUGACUGGGCGUUUGCCAUUCCGCGUCAAUACUCUCGAUGAACAAUGUCAGCGUGCCUACGAUCAGCUGCAGAUGCGGGACACCCCGAUAAGAAAGAACAGCUUCAUGCAGAGUAUGAAGGAGCAGAAUCGGGUGUUGUACUUUGAAUUGCUGCGAAGGCACCUGAAGGAGUUGAUACCCAUUAUAUACACUCCCACUGAGGGCGAUGCGAUCGCAAACUAUUCUCACCUAUACCGCCGUAGUGAAGGGCUAUAUCUCACCUUUCCGAACCAGGACUCUAUGGAAGAGGACUUCUUAGAGCAAGUGAAAGGGCGAAAUGUUGACCUUAUAGUCUGCUCGGACGCUGAAGCUAUUUUGGGAAUUGGAGAUCAGGGCGUCGGGAUCUCAGCUGCGAAGUCUGCGCUAUACAGUUUAAUUGCAGGCAUUGAUCCUUCCAGGACUCUGGCUGUCAUUUUCGAUGUCGGAACCGAUAACGACGAUAUACGCAACGAUGAUUUAUAUGGCUGGCCAGAGAAACGCGUCCGUGGUAAAGAGUACGAUGAAUUCAUAGACAAGUUCGUCCAACUCGUACGGAAGCAUCUCCCGCAUUCCCUACUUCAUUUCGAAGACUUUGGAACCGCAAAUGCUCAGAGGCUUCUCGAUACCUACCGUGAUCACCACGCUGUGUUCAAUGAUGAUAUCCAGGGCACUGGUGCAGUCACACUAGCCUGCAUCAUGGCUGCGAUCGGUGUGACAAAGACGAAGCUCUCCGAUCAGCGCUUCGUAGUUUACGGUGCAGGAUCCGCUGGGCACGGUAUCACCGCCCAAAUCCGCGAUGCCAUGAUGACGAUGGACAACCUCUCUCGCGAAGAAGCCAAUAAGCGAUUCUGGCUCCUCGACAGAUUCGGCCUCGUCAAGGAAUCGCUGGGUCCGGAGAAGAUCCGGGAAGGCAUCAGGGAGUUCACGCGGCCCGACUCUGAGUGGCCCGACGCGAAGGGGGAGGUCGGGCUGCUGGACGUGGUGAAAAAGGUGAAGCCGACGGUGUUGAUCGGGUGCUCGACGAAGGCGGGCGCGUUCACGGAGGAGGUGGUGAAGGAAAUGGCGAAGGGCGUGGACCGGCCGAUUAUCCUCCCAUUGAGUAAUCCGAGUAGGCUGGUCGAGGUGGACCCGAAGGAUGCGAAUCAGUGGACGGGCGGGAAGGCGUUGAUGGCGACGGGGAGUCCGUUCCCCGCUACCAAGAACCCGAACGGGAAGGACUAUAUCAUCGCCGAGUGUAAUAAUGCUCUUAUUUACCCCGGAAUUGGUUUCGGCGCCGUGAUUUCCAAGGCUCGCAAGAUUACAGACAGCAUGAUCAUCGCUGCCACACGUCGACUAGCCUCCCUGGCCCCUGCCCUCAAAGAUCCUGAUGAUGCGCUGCUCCCGGAUAUGGCGGAUGCGCCAAAGUGCAACUACGAAGUUGCCGUGGCGGUUGCGGAGCAAGCUAUCGAGGAAGGCAUUGCGGGUGUGGAUUGGAAGAAGGAGGAGGCAAGAGAAAAGGUGAGGGAGAAGCAGUGGGAGCCGAUUUAUGGGACGUAUGUAUACGAUCCCGAGGGCGACGAAUAG